UCUGAGCUAUUUGAUUCCCUCUCAAUUUCCUCCGCUUCAGUGUCCCUGAACUCUCCCAUUUGCCGAGUUGCCGUAGAAAUCGGCAGUGUCUCAGAAUCUCAGUAAACCAACAUAAGAAGGAAACAAAAUCCAAAAUGAAUUAAAAGAAAAGAAAAAAGGAGAAAGAAAAACCAUUUCUUCACCUUCAAUGCUUGGCUCUGAAAAUCCUAGAUGACCUCCAGAACCUCCGGUCUACUGUGGUGAAAACUGGCUUUAAGUUUUUACUAUCAAAUUGUUUGGUCCUCCUGAUCAUACUUUCUGUACAGCUUCAAAGAAGAUCUAGAACCCAGACAGAAAGAAGCAAUCUUGAUGUUUUGAAGUGAAUGAGGAUGUCAAAGGACUCGCUAGAUUUGGCUGAAAAACAAGUGUCAAGGCAGAUAACAUAUGAGCCACACACAGCCCAAAAAAAUAAUGCGCUUGAGGCUCCUGCACUGGCCUCUGGUUCAGUAUCCAUUUCAAGCAACCAAAACAGAAGAGUUACGCGUGAAGAUAUUGAAGUUGUCCGCAACUUAAUUGAAAGGUGCUUGCAGUUGUAUAUGAACAGAGGUGAGGUCAUAAACACCCUUUUGUGUCAUGCAAGAAUUGAACCUGGCUUUACCACCUUGGUAUGGCAAAAGUUGGAAGAAGAAAAUGCAGACUUUUUCAAGGCUUACUACUCAAGGCUUAAGCUGAAACAACAAAUUGGUUCGUUCAAUUAUUUACUUGAGAAACAGAACCAGCUUAUGAUGUUCUCAGCAACUCAAAAGGUUCCAUCGGCUCCUAUGCAGAACGAGAUUCAUCACAUGCCUGUCAACAAUCAACCUCUGGGGUACCCAAUACUGCAGCAGCCUCCAAUCCCAUCUAUGGGUCAACUCCCAAGUACUUAUGUGGGCAAUAUGCCUAGCGGUCAUAUGGUACAUGGAAUCCCUGCACCCGACAAUUUCAACCCUAUGCAAGUAGCUUCUGAGAAAAAUGUGUUGAUGGACAGAGGUGCAGUUGAUACAGUACCUGUCAUUCCUACUUGUCCUAUGAUGAGGUUGGAGAAUUCUUCAAGUUCUGCAUCAUUGGCAUACAGUGGCCAAUUUCCUUUCACCCCAUCAGAGUUGUCAGGACUGAGCAUGGAGGCAUCAAGGCCUGACUCUGCAUUUAAACCUUCUGAAGACUUGCAGCUUGGACCUGAUGGUGAAACUGGACAGCUUAAGGAACUUUUUCAAUCAUCAAUUCAGAAUCCUUGUAAUUUUAGCAUCCCAAGUCUAACUGUGGACUGGUCAAACUGGCGAGAACUUGAAGAACUGGGAGACCUUUCUAGCUCUCCCCUUUUGACUUCUGAUGCAGAUGCAUUUCUUGAUUCUUUAGGGAGAAAAGACUUUAUAGUUCAGGAUUGCCUUGCGGAUGCUGUCCCUGGUGCAGGCUUUCAUCGAGAGGAACAAAAACCUUAGCUAAAAGCCAAGUCUUCGGACAUUUGAGCCUUUGAGUAAGGAUUAGAUAGGGUAAUAAUACUAGAACUCUUUCCUAUUUUGCAGAUAUAAAGCUUCUGGCUGGUGAAUCAACGUAAAUUUCGGA
Alnus glutinosa is the source of this 1581-nucleotide messenger RNA. RefSeq lists its product as uncharacterized. Lineage: Eukaryota; Viridiplantae; Streptophyta; Magnoliopsida; Fagales; Betulaceae. The coding region runs from base 363 to 1457 and encodes 364 amino acids. The transcript has 9 exons. The record is from RefSeq and is a predicted model, not a curated record.